Mesorhabditis belari is the source of this 426-nucleotide messenger RNA. The record is from the annotation of a GenBank genome assembly. NCBI's taxonomy places the organism in Eukaryota, Metazoa, Nematoda, Chromadorea, Rhabditida, Rhabditidae.
AUGAAAUUGUUUACACUCAUCAUAAAGCUUUUUAUUCUUUUAUGCAAUAUUUCCUAUGUGAAGACGACAGAAAAGGCUGAAGAUUCAAAAAUCGAAUGUGCUCCUGCUGGUUUCACAAAAUGUCGAGAUGAAAUGCAAUGUAUUGAUAAAAGGUGGAUGUGCGAUGGACGAGUUGAUUGUGUUGACAAAUCGGAUGAGGAUCCAAAAAUUUGCAAAAGAUCAAUGAGAAAGGUCCACAUGGAGGGCUCUUUUCCAUUGGGUGCUGGCGGAUGUCUAUCGAAAUGGUUUGCAUGCAGAGAUGGUGGAUGUGUGGCUCCCAAACUUGUUUGCAAUGGAAAACGAGACUGUCGAGACAAUUCGGAUGAAGGAGCUUUUUGCAACUUGUUCACUUCUCUCACUCGUGUCGAAGGAAAAGAGAUUGUGCAC